GGAUUAGUAAACAUAACACCGCACUCUCUUCCUGACAAUCUCCCUGUGAAUUAUUAUUGCUAUUAACCCUUUAAAAUUUUUUGUGUAUUUGAAUACCAAUUAAUAUACUUUAAAAAAUUUUCAUCCCUACCAGUGUCAAUUUCAAAUUAUUAGAUAAUUUUGGUUCCUAUGAAAGAUGAUUAUCGAAGACCAGUGGGUCCAUUUCCAAUCCAAGGAGCUUGUGGAUUUCAGUUUCAAGUACAGCUUCAAUGAAAAACAUUUAUUUUUCAUUACUGAUCUAAAAAAUAUUUACUCCGCGUCAGUCCGGAAAGGAAACCUAGCCUCAACAUGUCCAGGAUUGGAAGGAACUGACGAGUGCUUGCUGGAGACGAUAUUUGACAAAGUAGCCGAUCAAGAUGCCAGAGCCAGUUUCAAAUCGUCCUCCUCAGGACAGUACUCCCUCGAAAUUACUAGUCAGAUAAAAGGCAGCGUUGAGAAAACCACCUUCCGGCUUGGACAGUUCAAUGAGCUAGGUGUUGAAGGGAUACACUUCCACUUGAUAGCACCGUUGAUUCACAUGCAAGCCGAGAUGGCAGCCAGGGAAAAACGGCUGCUGGAAAUAGUUUCUCAAAAGGAUGUAGCCAUCGCUGAGUACAAAACUUCUGGAGCCACAAUUCUGGCUUCAAUCGACACAUCUCCUUUUUCUGAGGUGCAACUCGAAUCUGCCUCUGCUUCCUACUCGAGUCUGAACGAAGCUCUUGAACGGUCUGGCUUGUUGUAUAGCAAAUCCGUCACGAGAACAAAAGUGAAAUCGGAAAGUGUAGCACCCGGAGUGGCUCCAAAAAGGACUCGGACAAAAUACAAUGAAGCCGCAGUGCAACAGCAAGAGCAAAUUCUGUCGUCUGUGAUAGAGGGCACGUCGAGAAUCGUGCCCAAGAGGAAAACUAAAGCGAGAAUAUGAAAUAAAGUAGCAGUGAACGUUGGUUAAAUAA
Messenger RNA from Cloeon dipterum, 971 nucleotides. RefSeq lists its product as uncharacterized. The coding region runs from base 176 to 940 and encodes 254 amino acids. The transcript has 4 exons. NCBI's taxonomy places the organism in Eukaryota, Metazoa, Arthropoda, Insecta, Ephemeroptera, Baetidae. The record is from RefSeq and is a predicted model, not a curated record. Gene Ontology annotation, cellular component: nucleus. Gene Ontology annotation, biological process: double-strand break repair.